Messenger RNA from Sphaerodactylus townsendi, 3711 nucleotides. RefSeq names its product protein phosphatase 1 regulatory subunit 10 (gene PPP1R10). Bases 12 to 2705 code for a protein of 897 amino acids. The transcript is spliced from 18 exons. NCBI's taxonomy places the organism in Eukaryota, Metazoa, Chordata, Lepidosauria, Squamata, Sphaerodactylidae. Gene Ontology annotation, molecular function: metal ion binding. Gene Ontology annotation, cellular component: nucleus. The record is from RefSeq and is a predicted model, not a curated record.
AUUUUUCCACCAUGGGCUCCAGACCAAUAGACCCAAAGGAACUCCUGAAAGGACUGGAUUGUUUCCUUGGAAAAGAUGGAGAAGUAAAAACUAACGAAGGCAUUACUAAAAUUUUCAACUUGAUGAAAGAUGCUCAGAAGAUGGUCAGUCGUUGUAUCUACCUGAACAUCUUGUUACAGACCCGGACACAAGACAUCCUGUCAAAGUUCAUUCAGGCCGGUGGCUACAAACUCCUCAACACCUGGCUGACCAGCUCAAAAGCUGCUAACAAUGUGCCGCUGCUUCAGCAAAUUCUGCUCACGUUGCAGCACCUGCCCCUUACAGUAGACCACCUGAAACAGAAUAAUACUGCCAAGCUGGUGAAACAGCUCAGCAAGUCCAGUGAGGAUGAAGAGCUUCGCAGGCUGUUAUUCAUAUUAGUUUCAAGCUACUGGAUGGGUACUAUCUCAGUUUUAGAAAGAAGUAUACAACCUACAGCUGAGACGGGAGAAAAGAGGAAAGAGGAGAGUAAAAGCAAAGCAGCCGUUCAAGAGAAGCCUCAGGAGGCCAAAUCAGAAGCCAAGCCCGAGGAGAUCCCUGAGAAAAAGAAAGAAAAACCGAAGUCUUUACGCACUACAGCACCCAGCCAUGCCAAGUUCCGUUCAACUGGUUUGGAAAUGGAGACUCCGUCGCUCAUUCCUUCAAAGAAGAAUGCCAGCAUGGCAGUAACCUCGGAGAAAUACAACAUUAAGCCAAUACCACUGAAAAGACAGAGCGUAUCUGUGCCAGCUGGAGACAACCCACCAGCUGAGAAGAAAUACAAGCCUCUCAACACCACUCCAAAUGCUACGAAGGAAAUUAAAGUGAAGAUCAUCCCCCCACAACCGAUGGAAGGCUUGGGCUUUUUGGAUGCCCUAAACUCUGCGCCUGUCCCAGGGAUCAAGAUCAAGAAGAAAAAGAAAGUCCUGUCUCCAACAGCUACUAAGCCAAGUCCUUUUGAAGGGAAGCCAGUCCCAGAGACCAGUACUCCCAAGCCGUCUUCACCAGAACUGAACCCUGCAUCGGAGCCUAUGGAUACAGAUAGACCUGGCACCCCAGUACCAGCUGUGGAGGUUCCUGAGCCCAUGGAGACAGGCUCUUCUGAACAGGGUGGGUUGCUCGAUGCUAAACCAGUGGAGAGCCCUGUUGAUUCAACGCAGCUGACAAAGAAGGGGAAGAAGAAGAAGACAGUGAGCUGGCCUGAAGAGAGUAAAUUGCGGGAAUAUUUCUACUUCGAACUGGAUGAGACGGAGCGUGUCAAUGUGAACAAGAUCAAGGACUUCGGAGAGGCAGCCAAGCGAGAGAUGCUGAAGGACCGCGAGGCCUUUGAGACUGCCCGUCGGCUCAGCCACGAUGCCAUGGAGGAGAAGGUCCCGUGGAUCUACCCCAAGCCCAUUGACUUGCUGGCCCCACUGGUGCAGCCAGGAAGUGGCAGCCAAGAGAAAUUCGCUCAGGCUGAACGAGAGAAAGGCAUUCUGCAGGAGAUAUUUCUCUCAAAAGAGAGUGUUCCUGACAGCCCUCACGAGCCUGACCCAGAAUCCUAUGAGCCAGUGCCACCCAAGCUCAUCCCUCUGGAUGAGGAAUGCUCCAUGGAUGAGGCUGCCUACGAGGAGAGACUCGACCCAGCCACCGCCUCGCAGUCUCCGGAUGGAGCUGGGGGCUCCAAGCUGCCCCCGGUCCUGGCCAACCUCAUUGGCAGCAUGGGGGCAGUCAAGAACCCGCAGGGCCCUAACCCCAACUCCUCUCUCAACGUACAAGAGAUCCUCACCUCUAUCAUGGGAGGCUCAAACAAUCACAAGACAGAAGAGCUGAUGAAGCAACCGGACUAUUCAGACAAGAUCAAACACCUGCUGGGCAACUUGCAGGGACAGCCAGGAAUGGGUCCGUCGGGAGUUCCACUUCUUGGACCGGGACCUGGCCCAGUUCCCAAUGGAUUCCCCCAAGGGCCAAAAAACAUACAGCACUUUGGUCCUGGAGGGCCAGGACCCAUGCCUGGACACCAUGGAGGCCCAGGAGGCCCUAACAUGCCCCCAGGUCCUGGUGUGCCAAGUGGGCCUCGAAUGAUGGGCCCGCCACCUCCUCAGUGUAAUGACGGAUACUGGGACCCUCCUGAUAGUGGAAUGCGUGGUGGGCCCCAUGGAGGCAUGAGGGGUGGCAGCCCUGGCCCUGGCCCUGGCCCUUUCCACCGUGGGCGUGGUGGCAGAGAGCCCCCCUAUCGUGGGCGAGGAGGUGGACGCAAUAGUGGGCCCCCCAACGGCAGGAGUGGACCUCCGAACAGCAACAUGGGUGGCGGACACGGAGGAGGACACGGAGGAGGUGGUGGACACGGAGGGGGACACAGCGGUGGAGGCCAUGGAGGUCAUGGUGGAGGGGGCCACCCUGGGGACCACGGCAGGGGGCAUCCAGGAGGCCACCCUGGGGACCACGGCAGGGGAUAUCCAGGGGACCACGGCAGGGGGCAUCCAGGAGGCCACCCUGGGGACCAUGGCAGGGGACAUCCAGGGGACCACGGCAGAGGUCACCCAGGGGACCACGGCUGGGGGCACGGAGGAGGCCACGGAGGAGGCCAUGGAGGAGACAGGUCGAAGCGCCCCGUGUGUCGUCAUUUCACCAUGAAAGGCAGCUGUCGAUACGAGAACAACUGUGCCUUCUAUCACCCCGGAGUGAACGGGCCACCCUUACCCUAGUCGCAAGGACCCUUCCUCUCUGCCUCUCUCCGUCAACUGUGGUGGCAGCGCACAUUCCCGUUGCCAUGGACUACAUGGGGGCUUGAACCUCAGUUCUGGACUCUUGUUGCAUCCACCACUUUAUGGCUUCUGUGAGGCCCUUUGAAUGCUUGGGGCAAGGGGAGGUGGCUGAUCCCUUCUGCCACGUUUGCUGCUACUGGUGAAAUGCCACAACCCCCAAAAGAGGAACCACUGCAAGGAAUCUUCUCCUUAUUCACAGCGCAAGGAGGCAACCAAUGACUUGAAAGCACAAGAGACUUACAGAUUUUUUUUUUAAAAAAACUAUUCGUGUAAAUAUCCCUGUGAAAACCAGCAAAGGACAAGGGGACGCUCCACCACUCAGUCCUACUUGGAUUCUGCGUUGUAUUUGGCCUCCGGCACCAGACUUGCACUGAGAACUUUUGCUUUGGUCUGGAGGAAACAGCAGAAAAGCUAUUGCCCUUGUAGGAACGUGUGCGAGGCAGGGUUGAAAGUGAAGCAGAUGCCCGUAGAUCACUUGGCUGUACUGUGCGGGAUCUUUACUGUGCCUGAAGACCACGUGGGUUGUGGGGAUUUUAGCAGCUUCCCCCCCCCCGCCCCCCUUGCACAUUGUCCUCUUUACCCAAGGUGCCCCCUGCAGUAACCCCCCCACUGACUGCAGAGAUAAAAAAUUUCUCUUGGUGCUAAAGCUGUCAUUGGGGGAAAUCUACCACCUGUUUUCUAUGAAAACUCUACUCUUAUAAUUUGGGGGCGAGGGGUGACUUUUGUUUUCCUGAUUACAUUAUCGUUGGCUGCAGGUUUUUUUUAAGAAAAACUGGCUCUCAAGAUGUGGACUCAUCACUACAUCUUUUGUCUCUUUCCCCCUCCCCCCAAAAAAGUGGGUGCAGCAAUCCCUUUCCUGAGGAGAAGAGAUGUUUCCCUCUCUGUUUUGUAUAUUUUGUAUAUUAGUAAUAAACAUGGUGGAAAAAAAAGAAAUUCUCUAACUUAA